Penicillium riverlandense is the source of this 2679-nucleotide messenger RNA. RefSeq lists its product as uncharacterized. The coding region runs from base 1 to 2679 and encodes 892 amino acids. The transcript has 7 exons. Gene Ontology annotation, cellular component: chromatin; SMC loading complex. The record is from RefSeq and is a predicted model, not a curated record. Lineage: Eukaryota; Fungi; Ascomycota; Eurotiomycetes; Eurotiales; Aspergillaceae. Gene Ontology annotation, molecular function: double-stranded DNA binding. Gene Ontology annotation, biological process: maintenance of mitotic sister chromatid cohesion; mitotic sister chromatid cohesion.
AUGAGCUUCCCACCACCGCACGGUCAAUACCCUUAUGUCCCGCCCUCCUAUCCUCCUAAUGGGCAGCAUAUCCCGCCCCAGUUGCUGUACAACAAUGUCGCGCCGAAUCCGCCGUCGCCGUAUAACGCCGGCUAUGGCAAGCCGGGGAUGUAUCCCCAGGCGAUGAUGCCGCAGUACCCUGCCUACCCUCAGCAAUAUAAUCAGCAGCAGUUCAGUCAACAACCACAUUUACAUCAGUCUCCGUCUCAGCACCUUCAGCAAGCCCCUCCGCAGUCUCCGGCGCAGUCGUCUCCGCAGCCCCAACUCCCUCACCACCGACCAUCACCACAGCAGGUACCACACGCUCAACCGCCGUCGCAAUCACCCCGACCUCCUCCACCGCAGUCGCCUGUUCGGCAUCCACCACCAGGGCCGCGCCCCCGUCCACCUCGGCAAGAAGAGCUCCAACAUCAGUUCGUGAACCCGGCUCAGCUGUUCGUCCAGCCGCCUCUGCCGACUGCUCCUCGAUCUCGAUAUACUCAAAUCUCGUUGCAAUAUAAUGAGCCACCCAUAACCUCCGCUGCGACGGCCACUCCCCAACCACAAACUUUUCCGACCACCUCUCCGGCUCUGUCGCAAACACCCGUACCUCCGAUUGCCCGCCCCCCUUCUGCGACCAUAAAGUCAAACAACGAAAACAGUCCACAACAGGCAACCGCAAACGCUCUGCAGCCGUCCCCCAUUGUUAAGGCUGAGCUGACGCCCAAGCCUUCUCCGAAAGUGGAGUUGAAGAAAGCUCCACCCGUCCCUUCACUAUCACCAAAGAACGCUCCGCAGAACGUGCAGAACCGACAACCGAGCCAACAGACAGCUGAGAAGCUGACGAAGCCUACAAAACCCCCAGUCGAUUACCAGGUUUUGUUGCUGUCUUUGGCCGAUGAGUAUUUGAAUGCUGCCCACAAUUCCGGAACGAAAGCGGCGCUGGCGACUCGUGAGGCAGAUGUUGAGGAGUAUUACAAGCUAGUUGCCACAGGGCUUGGCUGCUUGGAAGCGGUGCUCAAGAAUUGGCGACUGCAACCUCGCAAAGAAGCUCUGGUGCGACUUCGCUAUGCGCGCACUCUUUUCGAAGAAACGGAUAAUGAUAUCGAGGCAGAGACAGCUUUGAGCAAAGGGAUCGAUCUUUGUGAACGGAAUCGCAUGCUGGACUUGAAGUACAGUAUGCAGCACCUUCUUGCACGAAUGCUUCAUAAGAAGAACGCCAAGACUUCCUUGAAGGCUGUCGAUGGCAUGAUCCAAGAUGUAGAGGCGUAUCGCCAUGCCGCUUGGGAAUAUGCAUUCCGUUUUCUUCGAGUGACACUUUCGCUGUCGUCUCGGGCACAUCAAGACUUUGUGCAAGCACUACAGCACCUUCACAAGAUCGCAGCUAUGGCCAGUCGGAAUGGUGACAAGGCUGUGUCGGCCAUGGCGGCUGUCAUUGAAGCCCUGGCCCAUCUGCAGCAAGGGACGAGCUCGGACUCCAUCGAGCAGGCACAGCGAGCGGUGGCAGUGGCACGGAGUCAUCAACUGAACGACGAACUUCGUCACGUUCCCCAGCUGACGACCAUUGUGCAGAUGGUUGAUAUCUGCUGCAGCCUUUUGGAGUUCGACGUAAACCAGUCCGCGCAGAAGUUGAAAGCCAUGCAAACGCUUAUGGAUGAGGCACUGACCGAUACCACCAACUGGAGCUCUGAUGGCUCCUUCUCCAUUCCAAUUAAUGGCAAAUCAGCUGGACCAUCGUCAAUUGAUACGGGGGACAUUUUGCAGGUCCACAAUGGAAGGCAGAGAAGUAUCUCGACGAAGGGCUCCGGAUGGUUCAAGGGGGGGUUCAAGGUUCCACAGGAGAUCUCAGAAUCGAUUGUUACUGCCAAUCGACGUGUGGAGUGGCGGCAGGCCCUUCACUGCAAUUUCCUUCUCCAGCAGGUCUUCCUGGCAUGUGCUCGGACCGACUGGGAUCUCGCCAGUCAAACCCUUAACAACCUCCGACAACUUGCCCAAGAGCUCGGCACCCGUCUUCCCGACAACGUCGAGUGUCUGAUGGAAUAUGCGGCCGGCACCAUCGCGCAAGCAACUGGUGACAUCAAGGCAGCACUGGCAAUAUUCCAGUCACCACACUUGUCGCUAUCACCUUCCUUCAGCAAAACGGCGCGCAAUGAUCCCCGGCGAGAUGCAGGUAUCCUCGCCGCGCUCAACACCGUGCUCAUCAUCCGAGACCCAACACACCCCUCACAUUACCAGCUCCCUAACGUCCUAUCCACCCUCGAAUCCUUCUGCCAAGGCAGCCCGAACAAAUAUAUCCAAGCCGCUUAUUAUCUCAUCUGCGCAACCGUUCACACCGACUCCACGAUCCAAACCAAACAGUUCCUGCAGCACGCCCUGCAGUCCGCCACGGCUAUCAGCAACAACCAGAUCACCUGCAUGACACUCACAUUUAUGAGCUGGAAAUACUUUCGAGGUGUGGUAGGCGAGCAAGCAGAGAAGAGCGCGCGAGCUGGUCGUGCUAUGGCUAAGAGAGCCAAUGACCGGCUGUGGGCCAGCGUGACGGACGAAAUGCUCGCGGAGACCCUUGAGCGUCAGGGUAAAGGCGAGGAAGCUCAGAGUGUUCGGGAGGAAGGCCAGCGGCUGACAAUGGGAUUGCCGCCUGCAUUGAGACGGCCAGCCUGA